AUGUUCUUCUGCUCAAUCUCCGGCGAACCCCCCCAGGACCCUGUUAUCUCGCAAAAGUCUGGUCAUGUCUACGAGCGCAGGCUCAUCCUCAAGUACAUUACAGAGAAUAGCACUGACCCCAUAACGGGCGAAAAGCUGGAGGAAUCCGACCUCAUCACAGUCAAAGCCAACCCAAAGACUGCUGCUCCCCGUCCAACUUCCGCCACUUCCAUCCCAGCCCUGCUCCACACCCUGCAAAAUGAAUGGGACGCGCUCAUGCUUGAGACGUUUUCUCUGAAGCAACAGUACAACAGCGUGCGACAGGAGCUCAGCUACGCACUGUAUGCGCAAGACGCGGCUACUCGCGUCGUUGCACGUCUCAUGCGCGAACGUGACGCGGCCAGAGAAGCUCUUGCGAGCGUCUCUGCUACAAUGGGCAUUGCGCCGGCACCAUCGGGAGACGACGUCGAGAUGUCGGAGCCUGGCCAGGAGACUGUAGCACUCCCGGAAGAAGCUGCCAAACAGAUCGAAGAAACACGCGAGACGCUGUCUUCGAAGCGCAGGAAGCGCAAGCCUCCUCCGGGCUACGUCAACCCUGCGGACGUCAAGACCUUCACCGCGAAGCACACCAUCCCGUCGCUGCAUUCCACGAGCCCCUCGGGUAUCACUGCCCUUGCUGUUUCGCGGAGUGAGCCUUCGCAAUUCCUCACAGGUGGGAACGACAAGGUGGUGCAGCUAUAUGACCGCAGCACCGACAAGGUCCUCGCGUCACUCAAAGGCCAUACAAAAAAGGUCAUGGCUGUCGCAUUCCGGGAUGCCUGCAGCGAGUCAGAGCCCACGCUCCUCCUAUCCGCAAGUGCAGACAAAAUUGCAAAGGUUUGGGCUCAUGACAGUGCAUCGGGCGAAUACAUUCCCCGCGCGACCAUCCGCACGCACAGGGGCGAGCUGUCUGGCCUGGCUGUACAUCCGACGAAGACACUCGUUGCACUCGCCUCCGCGGACCGUACAUACUCCUUGCACGACCUUACAACCGGCAAUCUCGUCUACCGCUCACCUGUUGGGGAUGAACCAUUUGCAUCGCUCGGGGUGCAUCCUGACGGCACCCUUGUCGCCGUCGGCACGCCCACCUCGACGAUCAAGGUAUUUGACAUUCGCUCAGGAGCGAUUGCCGCAUCGUUGUCGCCGCCAGAAAGCACGCCGUUCACCGUGAAGACGCUGAGCUUCUCGGAGAAUGGAUACCACAUGCUCGCCCCCGACUCGCUCUCUUCGGUAGCGGUUUGGGACCUGCGGAAGCCCAAGAUCGCGCAUUCCAUUGCGCUUGGAGACAACUUCAAGGUCAACAAGGUCUCAUAUGACUACAGCGCGCAACUACUUGGUGUCGCCGGGAGCGAGGGUGUUCGCAUUUUCGCGCACAAGACUUGGGAGGAGCUUGUCCACUUCGAGGAGGCUGGUGAUGUUGCCGAUUUGGUCUUCGGCGAGGAGGGCAAGGAGAUCUGGGGCGCAAGUGGUAGGGAGGUAAGAAUAUGGGGUUUGCCUGCUUGAUUGUAGUAUGUAGCGUGUUCUUGUUCGCUGUGCAAAAUAUGAAGCUGCUGCUUCUGUUCUCUA
Molecule: messenger RNA, 1584 nt
Organism: Postia placenta MAD-698-R-SB12
Lineage: Eukaryota; Fungi; Basidiomycota; Agaricomycetes; Polyporales; Adustoporiaceae
Exons: 3
Coding region: 1-1521 (506 amino acids)
Biological process (GO): mRNA splicing, via spliceosome; protein ubiquitination; DNA repair
Cellular component (GO): U2-type catalytic step 1 spliceosome; Prp19 complex; cytoplasm
Molecular function (GO): ubiquitin protein ligase activity; protein binding
Source: RefSeq, a predicted model, not a curated record